Panicum hallii is the source of this 769-nucleotide messenger RNA. RefSeq lists its product as uncharacterized. NCBI's taxonomy places the organism in Eukaryota, Viridiplantae, Streptophyta, Magnoliopsida, Poales, Poaceae. Gene Ontology annotation, biological process: regulation of DNA-templated transcription. The record is from RefSeq and is a predicted model, not a curated record. The transcript is spliced from 2 exons. Bases 174 to 740 code for a protein of 188 amino acids.
GUAUAGUAGAGCGAGUGAGGCCGGACUGGGUCGUUCGCCGGCGAUGGACGCGGAGGAGCUCCUGAAGAGGAUACAGGAGCUGGAGGAGGGCCAGGCGGAGCUCAAGCGGGAGGUGUCCGGGCUCCUGACAACGGCGACGACGGAGCGCCGCCGCCGCGGCGGCGCGCAGUGCCAUGGCGACGGCUCCUCGUCGCGCCGCGCCAAGCAGCAACAUGCUGCUGUGCCGACAGCUCCUGCCGCGGGAGCGCCGCGGCGCGCAGUGGCAGCCCGGCUCCUCUUCACGGCGCCGCCUCCCGCCACCGCCCGUUGGCCGCGCCGGGCUGUCCCGCAGGCACCAUGCCAUGGUCCUGCAGUCGCUGGGGCAGGCCGUGCACAUUCUUGACCUCCAGGGGAAGGUCCUCUACUGGAACCGAUGCGCCGAGCAUCUGUAUGGCUACCCUGCAUCAGAAGCAGUCGGUCACAAUGUCGCGGAACUGCUGGUGCAUGCUGACGACAUUGGUCCAGCAACUAGCAUCAUCGGGAGCACAUUCACAGGAAGAUGCUGGAGAGGAAAGUUUCCGGUCAGAAACAAGUCAGGCGAGAGGUUUUCCAUCCUCACCAAUGGCACUCCGCUGUAUGAUGAUGAUGAUGGCACCAUGAUCGGCCUCGUCUGUCUCUGUCUCUCAGAUGAUACACGGACACUGCAGCAGAUAACUGGCCUUUCAACGACCUCGGGAUAUUAUUAUUACCCAACGAAUUGAUUUUUGUAUAUGUUUAAACACGAAUUCUC